AUGUAUUCAAAUGUUGUUACAGGAAAAUUAAAAUUAAAAGGAGAUGUUCCUGAAAUACCUUCACAUACAAAUAAAAAAAAGAAAAAAUCUAAAAAAGUUAAAAAUGAACUAAUCAAAGAAGAACAACAACAACAUGAAGAAGAAGAAAUUAGUAAUAUUAAGGUAUCAAAAACUUUAACAGAUGCUGAAAAAAAACAUAAAGAGAAAUUAAGUAGAAAAGAACAAAAAAGAAUUGAUAAAUUAGUUAAUAAAUCACAUAAAGAAAAAAUCGAAGAAUAUAAUAAAUAUUUAUCAAGUUUAUCAGAACAUCAUGAUGUACCAAAAGUUGGUCCUGGUUAA
Dictyostelium discoideum AX4 is the source of this 339-nucleotide messenger RNA. It is a transcript of the gene fam32, whose product is annotated as DUF1754 family protein. The transcript has a single exon. Bases 1 to 339 code for a protein of 112 amino acids. Lineage: Eukaryota; Evosea; Eumycetozoa; Dictyosteliales; Dictyosteliaceae. The record is from RefSeq and is a predicted model, not a curated record.